UUGGGGUAGGAGGAGCUGGAGUGGGGAUCUUUUCCACUCACACAGACUGUAGUGUCCGCCUGCAGAGCACCUGCUGUCAGGGAUUGUCCGCCGAGUGACAGCGGCCGGGACCCGCGAGCAGAGAGGAGAUGACCCUGCUCGCCUCAUGUUCCCCUGAGUGAUCCCCACCGACGGAGGCCAUGUCUCUCCUGUGUGUCCGAGUUAAAAAGGCCAAACUCCAGGGUCCGCCAGAUAAAUUCAAUACUUAUGUGACUUUAAAAGUCCAAAAUGUGAAGAGCACGACGGUAACUGUGAGAGGAGACCAGCCCUGCUGGGAGCAAGACUUCAUGUUUGAGAUCAGUCGGCUGGAUUUGGGGCUCAUUGUGGAAAUGUGGAAUAAAGGCCUCAUCUGGGACACCAUGGUGGGGACCCUGUGGAUUCCUCUGCAGACAAUCAGACAGUCGGAUGAGGAGGGCCCUGGAGAGUGGACAGCACUGGAAGCUGACGUCUUGAUGAAGGACGAUGAGAUCUGUGGGACCCAGAACCCGACUCUUCAUAAGAUCUUACUGGACACCAGGUUCGAGCUGCCUUUUGAUAUCCCUGAAGAGGAGGCGAAAUAUUGGACCACGAAGCUGGAGGAGAUUAACACCUUGGGAGAGGCCGGAGAGUAUUCCUACACAGAAGAUGUGCAGAAUAAACCGCUGCCCAUGGCCGUCUCUCAGUGCUCUUUCGAAGAUCAUGAUAGUGCUGUUGACGACCGGGACAGCGACUACCGUAGCGAAACCAGCAACAGCAUGCCGCCUCCAUACCAUACAACCUCUCAGCCCAAUGCCUCCAUACACCAGUUCCCUGUGCAACCUCGACUGCAGCAGCAAGGGGGAUCUCGGGAGUCCUGUGUUGACUCUAUGCAGAGCUAUGACCUGGACUUCCGGGAGAGGAGGGCACUGAGGCGAUAUGAUAGCAUAGAUUCCAGUGCAAAUGGACGUCACGAUCUAGAGUCUGCAUCAGAAUCUAGUCAGCUGACGAGCCGCCAUUGUUCCUUAGAAAGCAGGCAUUCUCUAGAUCUGUCCGAUAGUCCUGCUGGGAGCAGUCGCUACGGCUCAUCUGGUAAUGUCAGCCAAGGAAGCUCCCAGCUGAGCGAUUCUGACCAUUAUCAUGAGAGUCUACAGUCUCUGGACAUGGAAGAGGAGCGCCAUGAUCCAAAUUUCUGCUUCGUUGGUUCUGCUAACCAGAGGAAGAGUGACCAAGAGUGGUACAAUGGCCUUGAGCCCAAGAGAACAGGAGAACCUCAGGGAGGCGAGGCACAGCCUGUAGAAGUGGCCGCCAAAUCACCUCAAGAGCUAGAACGAACCAAAGAUGUUCAGCUGGAGAAGCAGGAGAGCUACCAUGAAGAUGUCGGUCCUCCUCCUUUCUCCCCCGCCAAAGCGCGCUGGCUCCGAGCUAUUAAUAAAGUGCGGUUACAGAUAACCGAGACACAAGAUGACGGGGACCCAUCAAAGCAACCGUGGUUCAAAGGCGGCGGGCCUGCCGGUGGCUUAUACGGGAUUGACAGCAUGCCUGACCUUCGCAAGAAGAAGCCGAUUCCUUUGGUUAGCGAUUUGUCCUUGGUACAGUCCAGGAAAGCCGGCAUUACCUCAGCUAUGGCCACGAGAACGUCACUCAAGGACGAAGACCUGAAAUCACAUGUAUACAAGAAGACGUUACAAGCCUUAAUCUACCCCAUUUCCUGCACUACCCCUCACAACUUUGAGAUAUGGACCGCCACAACCCCCACCUACUGCUAUGAAUGUGAAGGCCUGCUGUGGGGAAUAGCCAGACAAGGAAUGCGCUGCAGUGAAUGUGGCGUCAAGUGUCAUGAGAAGUGCCAAGAUUUACUGAACGCUGAUUGCCUGCAACGUGCAGCAGAGAAGAGCUCCAAGCAUGGAGCAGAGGACCGCACCCAGAACAUCAUUAUGGCUAUGAAGGAUCGAAUGAAGAUCCGGGAAAGGAACAAACCGGAGAUUUUUGACGUCAUCAGAGAUGUCUUCAGUGUGAGCAAAGUUGCCCAUGCCCAGCAGAUGAAGACUGUGAAGCAAAGUGUCCUGGACGGCACCUCAAAGUGGUCUGCCAAGAUCACCAUCACAGUUCUCUGUGCUCAGGGCCUUCAAGCCAAGGAUAAGACAGGUUCAAGUGAUCCCUACGUCACCGUCCAAGUGGGAAAAACCAAGAAGAGAACAAAGACGAUAUAUGGCAACCUGAAUCCUGUGUGGGAGGAGAAAUUCCACUUUGAGUGCCACAAUUCUUCAGAUCGGAUCAAGGUUCGUGUUUGGGAUGAGGAUGAUGAUAUCAAAUCUCGCGUUAAGCAGAGGCUGAAGAGAGAAUCAGAUGAUUUCCUGGGGCAGACCAUCAUUGAAGUUCGGACACUGAGUGGGGAGAUGGACGUUUGGUACAACCUAGAGAAGAGGACAGACAAGUCGGCCGUCUCUGGUGCUAUUCGCCUACAGAUUAAUGUUGAGAUUAAAGGAGAGGAGAAAGUGGCGCCAUACCACGUCCAGUACACGUGUCUACAUGAGAACCUGUUCCAUCACCUCACAGACAUCCAGGGGAGCGGCGUGGUGAAGAUCCCAGAAGCUAAGGGUGACGAUGCCUGGAAAGUUUACUUUGACGAGACGGCACAGGAGAUCGUCGAUGAGUUUGCCAUGCGUUAUGGGAUUGAGUCCAUUUACCAAGCCAUGACACAUUUUGCUUGUCUGUCUUCAAAGUAUAUGUGUCCCGGAGUUCCUGCCGUCAUGAGCACGCUCCUCGCCAAUAUCAAUGCCUACUAUGCCCACACCACAGCCUCUACCAACGUGUCCGCGUCGGACCGCUUCUCAGCCUCCAACUUCGGGAAAGAACGCUUUGUGAAGCUCCUGGACCAGUUGCACAAUUCCCUGCGAAUCGAUCUCUCCAUGUACAGGAAUAACUUCCCAGCCAGCAGCCCGGACAGACUGCAGGAUCUGAAGUCUACGGUGGAUUUACUCACCAGCAUCACAUUCUUCCGUAUGAAGGUACAAGAGCUGCAGAGCCCCCCACGUGCCAGCCAGGUGGUCAGAGACUGCGUAAAAGCCUGCCUGAACUCCACGUAUGAGUACAUCUUCAACAAUUGCCAUGAGCUGUACAGCCGGGAGUACCAGACAGAUCCGAACAAGAAGCAGGAUUUACCUCCGGAGGAGCAAGGACCUUGUAAUAAGAACCUGGACUUCUGGCCCAAGCUGAUCACCCUGAUCGUAUCGAUCAUUGAGGAGGACAAGAACGCCUACACCCCUGUACUCAACCAAUUUCCUCAGGAGCUGAGUGUGGGCAAGGUCAGCGCAGAAGUCAUGUGGAACCUCUUCUCCCAGGACAUGAAGUACGCCAUGGAAGAGCACGAGAAGCAGAGACUGUGUAAGAGCGCCGACUACAUGAACCUGCACUUUAAGGUGAAGUGGCUGUACAACGAGUAUGUGAAGGACCUGCCGGCCAUGAAGGACAAAGUGCCUGAGUACCCAGCGUGGUUCGAGCAGUUCGUCAUGCAGUGGCUGGAGGAGAAUGAGGAGGUGUCCCUGGAGUUCCUGCAUGGAGCCCUGGAACGCGAUAAGAAGGACGGGUUCCAGCAGACAUCGGAGCACGCCUUGUUUUCCUGCUCUGUGGUUGACGUAUUCACCCAACUUAACCAGAGCUUUGAGAUCAUCAAAAAACUUGAGUGUCCCGACCCGGUUAUCGUGGCGCACUACAUGCGGAGAUUUGCCAAGACCAUCAGUAAGGUGCUGCUCCAGUACUCGGACAUCCUCUCCAAGUCCUUCCAAUCCUACUGCUUCAAGGAAAAGCUGCCUUGCAUCCUUAUGAACAAUGUUCAGCAGCUCCGAGUGCAACUAGAGAAGAUGUUUGAAGCCAUGGGAGGAAAAGAGCUGGACCCUGAGGCCAGUGACACCCUGAAGGAGCUCCAAGUGAAGCUGAACAAUGUCUUGGAUGAACUGAGUGCUGUGUUUGGAAAUAGUUUCCAGUUCCGGAUCGAUGAAUGUAUUAAGCAGAUGUCAGAGAUCCUGGGCCACGUAAAGGGCACUGGGAACGUAUCCCUUAGGAAUACGGUGGCACAGGACGCAGACAAUGUUCUCCGCCCCCUGAUGGACUUCUUGGAUGGAAAUCUGACCUUGUUCGCCACCGUGUGUGAGAAGACUGUCCUGAAGCGCGUCCUGAAAGACCUUUGGAGGGUGGUGAUGAACACGAUGGAGAAGAUGAUUGUCCUUCCUCCCCUCACAGACCAGUCGGGAACUCAGCUGAUUUUCACUGCAGCCAAAGAGCUGGGCCAGUUGUCGAAGCUGAAGGAUCAUAUGGUGAGAGAAGAGACCCGCAGUCUGACCCCAAAGCAGUGCGCUGUAAUGGACCUGGCUCUGGAUACCAUCAAGCAAUACUUCCAUGCAGGAGGAAACGGCCUUAAGAAGACAUUCCUGGAGAAGAGCCCAGAACUACAGUCCCUGCGCUACGCCUUGUCCCUGUACACACAGACCACAGAUACACUCAUCAAAACUUUUGUGCAGACCCAGACGGCGCAAGGCUCUGGUGUUGACGAUCCUGUAGGGGAGGUGUCCAUACAGAUAGACCUCUUCACACACCCUGGGACUGGAGAACAGAAGGUGACGGUGAAAGUGGUGGCAGCAAAUGACCUGAAAUGGCAAACAACUGGAAUGUUCCGGCCGUUUGUGGAGGUCACCAUGAUCGGUCCUCACCAGAGUGAGAAGAAGCGGAAGUUCACCACCAAAUCAAAGAGCAACAACUGGGCCCCUAAGUACAACGAAACCUUUCACUUCAUUCUGGGAAAUGAGGAUGGACCGGAGUGCUACGAGCUUCAGGUGUGUGUGAAGGAUUAUUGCUUUGCCCGUGAAGACCACGUGUUGGGAAUAGCAGUGGUCCAGCUGCGGGACAUUGCAGACAAGGGCAGCUGUGCGUGCUGGUGUCCGUUGGGGCGCCGCGUCCACAUGGAUGACACUGGACUGACCAUCCUGCGCAUACUUUCCCAAAGGACCAAUGACGAGGUUGCUCGGGAGUUUGUCAAGUUGAAGUCAGAGACCCGCUCUACAGAAGAGGACAGCUGAACUCCGUCCGAGUCCUCUCCUAUGUGCCAAUUAUUUCAGCUCUUGCUGCCUCCGCGUUCCGUGUCCCAUACGUUGCACAAGUGGACAGGAGCGGAUGGUGAGCAGAUUAUUUUUGUGUAUUGCCUGGCUCCGCAGAAGGCGCUUGGUGUCCUGUACAUAAGAUAUUUAUAUAAAGUGACUCUUACUCUGCCCUGUGAGGCGCAAUGGGUUCUCGACAUCCCGGGGCGAUCGCUAGCGCCUUUUCUAUUUUCGUGACUGUUAACGCAAUAAGUCACCGCCAGCUGGUGCAGGACUGUGCUGCUCGCGGAGUCAGUCCUUAAAGGCGCAGGCACGCAGAGCAGUUAAAGAAUGUUGCGGGCCGCAUCUGCCAUCUUUUUAUCACCUUGCAAUACAAUAUGUUUGUCUUGUUUUUUUUAUUUAAGAUUAUUUAAAGAACUUGUCAGUUUUAAGGUCACAUCAUUUUAUCUUCACGAUGAAGCUGCGUUGUAACGUUCCACAUCUAGACCUCCAUUUUCUUUUUAAUAUAUAUAUUUUUGUUUUCUUUUGAGGGACCUUUGCAUUGUUAGGCGGUAUAGUAGUUUAGACUGUAGUAUUGAUGAGACUGCACCUUUUAAGGAAGUGUUACAAUAACUUUAUAUAUAUGUAUAAUGUGCCAUAUAUCGCUCAGCUGGUGCUCCGCAACUAACGCCCGUUUUCUUACAGCUGGAAAGGUGUGUAGAGAUUUGUUUCAAUGUCAUAUUUUGCACUAAUUUGGGAAGGCGGCGUCUGCAUUUGGCAUUUGAUUCACUAUGGGUGAGAAGAACAAGACGCGGCGAUGAGGAUGGAGACGCUCCUUCUUUCGUUGUAUUAUAUGCUGUGAUUGCUCUCAGCGCGGCUGCAGAGUUGCACUCUAUAAUAAAUCCCUCCCCUCUGUAAUCUACAUUAUACAUUCCCUGGACAUGUAGUGUUCAUUGCUGCUCCUGCCAAGACCGCCAUACCCCGGUGCUGCCUGUACAGCACAUGAGCUGCCAUGUAGGGUGCAAGUGUACAGUGAGUGUAAAGGGUGAGAGUGUAAUGUAGACUCGUCAUUGUAUGUGCCAGUCACUGACCCCAUAGCUCAGUCCUUAAUAAAGAUCUUUACUGCAGCAUCUCACGUCUCCUGUCAUAAUCUCACUAGGGUGUAUUGGGGGGGUUGGAAUCGUUCGCUAAGCAAGUUAUGCCCAGCAGUUACUGAAUGACUGACUAUGAUACGCUGUCACUGCAGUCACCCACCCUCCCCC
This is a messenger RNA of Bufo bufo (common toad), 6328 nucleotides long. RefSeq names its product unc-13 homolog B (gene UNC13B). Gene Ontology annotation, molecular function: diacylglycerol binding; calmodulin binding; syntaxin-1 binding. Gene Ontology annotation, biological process: dense core granule priming; synaptic transmission, glutamatergic; neuromuscular junction development. The coding region runs from base 180 to 5069 and encodes 1629 amino acids. The transcript has 41 exons. The record is from RefSeq and is a predicted model, not a curated record. Gene Ontology annotation, cellular component: terminal bouton; neuromuscular junction; synaptic vesicle membrane. Lineage: Eukaryota; Metazoa; Chordata; Amphibia; Anura; Bufonidae.